Molecule: messenger RNA, 6655 nt
Organism: Populus nigra (black poplar)
Lineage: Eukaryota; Viridiplantae; Streptophyta; Magnoliopsida; Malpighiales; Salicaceae
Product: probable disease resistance protein At4g27220
Exons: 10
Coding region: 644-5941 (1765 amino acids)
Molecular function (GO): ADP binding; ATP hydrolysis activity
Source: RefSeq, a predicted model, not a curated record
CCCUGUUUUUGUCCUCUGUUUAUACGUGUUUUGAUGCUGACAACUACUCUAUUAUCCUCUUCUUUCAUGCUACUUUUCAAACUUUCUACAAGACUGGCCCCUACGUGACCUUACUUUCUGCCUCCCUUGUCCCUUUCCUUUCUUUCUCCUUCUUUUCUCUCCUCACUUGAGUUUGAUCCUUUGUUGUGUUCGUUCCAUUUCUUUGCAAGUCUUUUCCCUUGAUGAUCUGUUUUUUUUUUUAAAGGAAGAAAACUAAAAAAAACUUUGAUUAUAUUUGUUGUUGGGAGCGAGCUGGUAUCAUCCAUGGAGGCGUCUAAGUGAUUAUCCUGAACCUUUCAUUCGUUUCUUUCUUUGCUAGCUGGAUUCCAUACAGAGCUAAAGGCCUUCUCCAUUUCAUUGAGCAAUCAGUACCAGUGCUUUUCGCACAUGUUUUCUCAAGUUAAGCUUAGUUUAAUUAUAUUUGUUGUUGGAAGCGAGCUGGUAUCAUCCAUGGAGACGUCUAAGUGAUUAUCCGAACCUUUCUUUCUUAGCUGGAUUCCAUACAGAGCUAAAGGCCUUCUUCUUUUGUUCCUCCCGCUAUUUCAUUGAGCUCUCAGUUCCAGUGCUUUCAGCGCAUAUUUUCCCAAAUUAAGACCUGUGGAAAAUGGCUCUCGAAAGUGCUGGUGGAUCCAUUAUAGCUAUGCUAGCAGAACUCAUGGUGGAACCAGUAGGAAGGCAGUUCCGUUACAUGUUCUGUUUCAACAAUUUUGUUGAAGAAUUCAAUGAACGAAAGCAGAACCUGGUUUCGGCAAAAGAACGUCUGCAAAAAGGUGUCGAAGCUGCUGAAAGGAAUGCUGAAGAAACUUACAAAGAUGUCAAAAGUUGGCUGGAAGAUGCAAACAACGAAAUUGAAGGUGCAAAGCCCUUGGAAGAUGAAAUAGGAAAAAAUGGCAAAUGCUUUACUUGGUGCCCAAACUGCAUGCGACAAUUCAAGUUAAGCAAGGCACUGGCCAAGAAGUCGAAGACUUUCAGAAAACUUGGAGAAACUAGCGAAAAGUUUAAAACAGUGGCCCAAAAAGCUCCUCCUCAGCCCAUAGAAUUUCUAACAUCAAAGGAAUUCACGCCCUCAGAAUUGUCAAAAGAAGCUUUGGAACAGAUCAUGAAAGCUCUCAAAGAUGACAACGUCAAUACGAUCGGACUGUACGGCAUGGGAGGGGUGGGUAAAACAACCCUGGUGAAAGAAGUAGGCAGGAGAGCCACAGAGUCGCAGCUUUUUCCUGAAGUUUUAAUGGCUACGGUGUCCCAGAAUCCAAAUGUCAUAGGCAUCCAGGAUCGAAUGGCAGAUAGUUUACAUCUGAAAUUUGAAAAAACGGGUAAAGAAGGUAGAGCAAGUGAAUUAUGGCAGAGACUGCAGGGAAAGAAGAUGCUUAUAAUCCUGGAUGAUGUUUGGAAACAUAUUGACUUGAAAGAGAUAGGGAUCCCAUUUGGUGAUGAUCACAGGGGUUGUAAAAUUCUUCUAACAACACGUGUUCAAGGCAUAUGUUUUUCUAUGGAGUGCCAGCAAAAAGUGUUUUUAAGAGUCUUACCUGAAGAUGAAGCAUGGGAUUUAUUCAGAAUCAAUGCAGGUUUACGUGAUGGGGACUCUACCUUGAACACAGUGGCAAGGGAGGUUGCGAGAGAAUGCCAAGGCUUGCCUAUAGCACUUGUGACAGUGGGAAGGGCUCUAAGAGGUAAAUCACGAGUUCAGUGGGAAGUAGCGUCUAAACAGCUCAAAGAAUCUCAAUUUGUGCGCAUGGAACAAAUUGAUGAACAAAAUAAUGCUUACACAUGUCUUAAGUUGAGCUAUGAUUAUUUGAAGUACGAGGAAACCAAGUCAUGUUUCGUGCUAUGUUGUUUAUUUCCAGAAGAUUAUGACAUUCCAAUCGAGGACUUGACGAGAUAUGCAGUUGGCUAUGGGUUACAUCAAGAUGCGGAGCCCAUUGAGGAUGCAAGGAAACGAGUUUCUGUGGCCAUCGAAAACCUCAAAGAUUGUUGCAUGCUGUUGGGCACUGAAACUGAAGAACAUGUGAGAAUGCAUGACUUGGUUCGUGACUUUGCUAUUCAGAUAGCAUCAUCAGAAGAAUAUGGAUUCAUGGUAAAGGCUGGCAUUGGGUUGAAGAAGUGGCCAAUGAGCAAUACAAGCUUUGAAGGUUGUAAAACAAUUUCGUUAAUGGGCAAUAAACUAGCAGAACUUCCUGAAAGAUUGGGAUGUCCACAGCUGAAAGUUCUAUUAUUAGAAGUGGAUGAUGGUAUGAAUGUUCCAGAGAGGUUCUUUGAAGGGAUGAAAGAAAUUGAAGUUUUGUCUCUGAAGGGAGGUUGUUUGUCAUUGCAAUCACUCGAACUCUCAACGAAACUUCAAUCCUUGGUGUUGAUGGAGUGUGGAUGCAAGGACCUCAUUUGGUUGAGAAAGAUGCAGAGACUUAAGAUUCUUGGUUUUAUACAUUGCUUAUCCAUUGAAGAAUUACCUGAUGAAAUAGGAGAGCUCAAGGAGUUAAGGUUGUUGGAUGUGAGAGGUUGUCAAAGGCUAAGAAGGAUCCCUGUGAAUUUGAUUGGAAGGUUGAAGAAGUUAGAAGAGCUGUUGAUCGGGGAUGACAGCUUUGAGGGAUGGGAUGUUGUUGGAUGUGACAGCACAGGAGGAAUGAAUGCAAGCCUAACAGAACUAAAUUCGUUGUCUCAGUUAGCCGUAUUAUCAUUGAGGAUACCGAAGGUUGAAUGCAUUCCCAGAGAUUUUGUUUUUCCCAGCUUGCUCAAAUAUCAUAUAAUAUUAGGGAAUGGGUUUGUGGCAGGAGGAUACCCAACCUCGACAAGAUUAAUUUUGGCUGGUACAUCCUUCAAUGCGAAGACAUUUGAGCAAUUGUUUUUACAUAAAUUAGAAUUUGUAAAAGUGAGGGAUUGUGAGGAUGUUUUCACUCUGUUUCCAGCAAAAUUGCGGCAAGGUUUAAAAAAUCUAAAGGAGGUGAUUGUUCACAGCUGUAAAUCAUUGGAAGAGGUAUUUGAAUUGGGUGAGGCUGAUGAAGGAAGCAGUGAGGAGAAGGAGAUGCUGCUGCUGUCAUCUUUAACAACGUUACAGCUGCAAGGAUUACCUGAGCUCAAAUGCAUAUGGAAGGGGCCCACCAGAAAUGUCAGCCUCGAAAAUCUUGUUCAUCUGAAAGUUUCGGAUCUCAAAAAACUGACAUUUAUCUUCACACUGUUCCUCGCUCGAAACCUGUCAAAGCUGAAAACCCUUUCGAUAAAUAAUUGUGAUGAAUUGAAGCAUAUUAUCAGAGAAGAGGAUGAUGAAAGGGAAAUAAUUCCAGAGUCUCCUUGCUUCCCACAAUUAAAAAAUAUCAACAUAUCUUUCUGUGAUAAACUGGAAUGUUUCUCUUUGUCUCAUAACAGAGAUGGCAUCAUCAAGUUCCCUCAACCAAGAAGACUGUCUCUUGAGCUCAGAUCUAAUUACAGCUUUUUAGGUCCAAGGAAUUUUGAUGCUCAAUUGCCUUUGCAAAAAUUAACCAUUGAAGGCCACGAAGAAGUGGGUAAUUGGUUGGCACAGCUACAACAAAACGGCUUCGUACAAAGAUUAGAACUUGUACAAGUGGACGAUUGUGGGGAUGUUCUCACUCCGUUUCCAGCAAAAUUGCUACGAGCUUUGAAAAAUCUAAGGAGGGUGAACAUUUCCAACUGCAAAUCAUUGGAAGAGGUAUUUGAAUUAGGUGAGGCUGAUGAAGGAAGCAGUGAGGAGAAGGAGCUGCUGUCAUCUUUAAAAGAGUUACAUCUAAAAUGGUUACCUGAGCUCAAAUAUAUAUGGAAAGGGCCCACCAGACAUGUCAGCCUUGAAAAUCUUGCUCGUCUGGAGUUGGGGUAUCUAGACAAAAUGACAUUUAUCUUCACACCGUUUCUCGCUCAAAGUUUGUCAAGGCUAGAAAGACUUUACAUAAAUAAAUGCAGUGAAUUGAAGCAUAUUAUCAGAGAAGAGGAUGGUGAAAGGGAAAUAAUUACAGAGUCUUCCGGCUUCCCAAAAUUAAAAAAAAUCUUCAUAGAAGACUGUGGUAAACUGGAAUAUGUCCUCCCUGUCCCUGUCCCUGUCCCUGUGUCUCCAAGCCUUCUGAACCUGGAAGAGAUGCGGAUUUUUAAAGCUCAUAAUUUAAAGCAAAUAUUUUACAGCGGAGAAGGAGAUGCACCCACCACAGAUGGCAUCAUCAAGUUCCCUCGACUAAGACAAUUGGAUCUUUCUUCCAGAUCAAAUUACAGCUUUUUUGGUCCAACGAAUUUUGCUGCCCAAUUGCCUUCUUUGCAAAUUCUAGAAAUUGAUGGCCACAAAGAAUUGGGAAAUUUGUUUGCACAGCUCCAAGGGUUGACAAAUUUAGAAAAACUACGCUUGGAAUCCCUGCCUGACAUGAGGUGUAUAUGGAAGGGUCUCGUGCUAAGCAAAUUAACUACUUUGGAGAUGGCCGCCCAUGGGGAGCAAAAUGGCUCCUUACAAAGAUUAGAAUGUGUACCAGUGAACGAAUGUGGGGAUGUUACAGCAAAAUUGCUGCGUGCUUUGAAAACUCUAAAGAGUGUGGAUAUUGAGAGCUGCAAAUCAUUGGAGGAGGUAUUUGAAUUGGGUGAGGCCGAUGAAGGAAGCAGUGAGGAGAAGGAGCUGCCGCUUCUGUCAUCUUUAACAGAGUUACAUCUGUCCUUUUUACCUGAGCUCAAAUGUAUAUGGAAGGGGCCAGCCAGGCAUGUCAGCCUUCAAAGUCUUGCUCAUUUGGAGUUAGGGUAUCUUGAGAAAUUGACAUUUAUCUUUACACUGUCCCUCGCUCAAAGUCUGCUAAAACUAGAAAAACUUGAGAUAGAAAAAUGCGGUGAAUUGAAGCAUAUUAUCAGAGAAGAGGAUGCCGAUAGGGAUAUAGUUCUAGAGUCUCCUCGCUUCCCAAAAUUAAAAACUCUCAUUGUAUCUGGAUGUGGUAAACUGGAAUAUGUCUUCCCUGUAUCUGUAUCUGUGUCUCCAAGCCUUCCGAACCUGGAAAAGAUGACGAUUUCUGAUGCUGACAAUUUAAAGCAAAUGUUUUAUAGUGGAGAAGGAGAUACACUCACCACAGAUGGCAUCAUCAAGUUCCCUCGACUAAGUGAAUUGAAUCUUUCUUCCAGAUCAAAUUACAGCUUUUUUGGUCCAAAGAAUUUUGCUGCACAAUUGCCUUCUUUGAAAAGUCUAACCAUCUAUGGCCACAAAGAAUUGGAAAAUUUCUUUGCACAGAUCCAGGGGUUGACAAAUUUGGAAACAUUUCGCUUGUCCUCCCUGCCUGACAUGAGGUGUAUAUGGAAGGGUCUAGUGCUGAGCAAAUUGACUACUUUGGAGGUGUUUAAGUGUAAGAGACUGACACAUGUAUUCACAUGCAGCAUGAUUGUCAGUCUAGUUCAACUGAAAGUUCUACGUAUAUUGUUCUGUGAGGAAUUGGAGCAAAUCAUUGCUAGGGAUAAUGAUGAUGAAAAGGAUCAGAUAUUGCCAGGAGAUCAUCUUAAAUCUUUACGCUUCCCCAAUUUGUGUGAAAUUGAGAUUAGAGAAUGCAACAAGUUGAAGAGUCUCUUCCCAGUAGCCAUGGCUUCAGGUCUCCCAAAUCUCCAAAUACUGAGGGUAACAAAAGCCUCUCAAUUAUUGAGAGUAUUUGGGCAGGAUGAUCAUGCUUCACCUGUCAACGUUGAGAAGGAGAUGGUGCUUCCUAAUCUAAAGAAGUUGUCGCUAGAACAAUUAUCAAGUAUUGUCUAUUUUAGUUUCGGAUGUUGUGAUUUCUUAUUCCCUCGUUUGGAGAAUUUGAAGGUCUAUCAAUGUCCAAAGCUGACCACAAAAUUUGCUACUACACCAGAUGGUUCAAUGAGUGCUCGAUCAGAGGUAUCCGAAGUAGCUGAAGAUUCAUGCAUUAAUAGAGAGUGGAGCAGAGAUAACGGGUGGAAAGAAGAUUGAUAUUAACUGUAUAUGCCUCGUAUUAUAUUCUAAAUUAAAACAUUUAUUAUUCUUACCGUAACAAAUUUUAUUGUGCAGCAAGACUCAAGUUAUUAUGCAUUAAACUAUUCUCAUAUAAUGCAAUCCUUUCCUUGGUGUAGAAAAGUUUAAUAUGGUCCUUGAAGUUUUUGUUAUAUGGAACACAAGGGACUUGAACAAAUUUUGUCCGUGUUCGAGCAAAGCAGAAUUGCAGAAUCUAAGUUCACUGGUGUUGGAUACAUGGUCAUCUUGUCUAUGAUAAAUUAUAGUCAUUAUCGUACAAGCCUCCAAAAAAACAAUGAUGCUUGCCCAUUAUCGUACAAGCCUCCAGAAGUAAGGGAGUAUGUUUGCUUGCCCAUUUGUGUUUCUUUUGGUUUAAUGUGUGGACUUUCAUGCGCUCUCCUUGAUGCUGAACUCUUUGUUUGAUGUUCUGUUUCUAAUGCAUAAUGCAUUAUUAAAAUUGUUAUUUUAUGAGCAUUUGAAUAUGUUUGGGCAUUCAAAUCUCAAGAUGACUGAGACUUGAUGCUGAACUCUUUGUUCAAAAGUUUGAUACUGAUAUCAUGUUUUCCUAGCAGAACAAUCUCUUGUUGAAUGGUUUUUUCGAGCAGAUUCCCUUUGAAGAUGGUUUUUUCAUGCUGGCUAUUGCUAGAGAUUCUAAAUAUUCCUCUGAUUUCGAAUUGAGUAUUUUCUGCAUCA